GUGGGAAAUAAGAAGAAAAUUAGUUCAAAAUGUCACUCACAAUCAGGCCAGACUUUCUCUCACCGCAAGCACCACCAAAUGUAACAAGCAGCAUCAUCGAUUUCAAUUCGACAACGCCUCGGAUCCGAGCAUACAAACGCAACUUUGCAGCCGUCAUCGACAAUUUUAUGACCGAAGCCGAAUGCAACGAACUCCUCGCGCUAGCCGAGAAAUCAGCCGCCCUCUCAUCCGACAACAAAAUACAGACGCCAAUAUGGGAACGCGCAAUGAUCAAUGUCGGUGGUGGGAAACAAGCGAUGGCUACUGACGUGCGUAAUUGCGGUCGCAUAAUCUUUGACUCGACCGAGCUCGCUGACCGGCUACUGGCGCGCCUAAUACCAUUUUUCCGUCGAUGGGAUAUGGAGCGCCUUGAAAACCGGAUGGCUGUUACGGGCCUUACCGGUAGGCAGAAUACCUACUAUCUGACGCGGCUGAAUGAGCGGCUACGGUUUUUAAAAUAUGUUGGUGGUGAAUAUUUCCGGCCCCAUUGGGAUGGAAGAUACAUCACACCGGAUCGCGGCGAGGUCUCGUUCUAUACAGUCCAUUUUUAUCUGAAUGGCGAGGGGGAAAGUGGUCAGGAUCUAAAGGAGGUAUUGAGAAGAGAAAAGGAAGAAAGAAAGUGGGGUUGUGACGGUGAAGUGGGCGACUCGGAGGAGGAAAGAGGAAAAGGGAGGUUGCUGGGAGGUGCCACCAGUUUCAUUCCUUCGUGGGAAGAGGAUGAUCAGGCGGUUCGGGUGUGGCCGAAGACCGGGCGGGUGCUGGUAUUCCAGCAUAAUGACCUCCUACAUGGCGGUGAUUCAGUCUAUGGAGGUACCAAAUAUACCGUCCGGACUGACGUUAUGUACUCGAAAACGAACCCGUUGAGUCAGGCAUCUGCCAAAUCCUGA
Messenger RNA from Talaromyces proteolyticus, 926 nucleotides. RefSeq lists its product as uncharacterized. Gene Ontology annotation, cellular component: endoplasmic reticulum. Gene Ontology annotation, biological process: peptidyl-proline hydroxylation to 4-hydroxy-L-proline. Gene Ontology annotation, molecular function: L-ascorbic acid binding; iron ion binding; procollagen-proline 4-dioxygenase activity. Bases 30 to 926 code for a protein of 298 amino acids. NCBI's taxonomy places the organism in Eukaryota, Fungi, Ascomycota, Eurotiomycetes, Eurotiales, Trichocomaceae. The record is from RefSeq and is a predicted model, not a curated record. The transcript has a single exon.